Geodia barretti is the source of this 1620-nucleotide messenger RNA. The record is from the annotation of a GenBank genome assembly. NCBI's taxonomy places the organism in Eukaryota, Metazoa, Porifera, Demospongiae, Tetractinellida, Geodiidae.
UUUGAACCCGGUUGCAAAAUGGCAGCAAACGGCGAACUGCAAAAGAAAGGAGAAGCUGUUCAGUUUUCUUACGAAUUCUGCUCCAACGGGACACGGUACUGCCUCACCGUCCCAGUGCGCGGGCUCCUGGGUCCCUCGAGAGCUCGCGAGUUAGCCUCGAGACUCGUGCGAGCGCACAAUCUUCCGUGUUACUUGGAAGAAGAGCUGUGCUCGCAGCUCGAGGAGUUUGCGAGGGACGCGGCUCUGAGACGAUGGGACCUCGAGGGAGACAAAGCCGUCAAACUCGCAGGAGACUCAGUUGCUGAAGAAGGGUCAAAGGUGGCCAAGAGAAUUCAAAAUCUUGCCGAACAGUACACAAACAACUGUGCAGAGUUCUCGGUUGCCACGGUAACCCAUGAUGAGGGUCCGUCGUUCUCGGACAUGUAUCACUCCCUUAUCCACUCCCCCGCCCUCGGUACCCUGCUCCAAUUGGAGCACACCUAUGCCUUGGCGAUGGACAAUUCCCUCCAGGCGUGGAGGAACGCUCGCGAGAACAUGGCUAAGAGACAUGAGAAGGAGUUGAGGGAUAAGAUGGCAGCAGUCAGUUCAUUGCAGGCGACAGAGGCAGAGCUGGGGGCAGUAAUGAGGGACCACGACAGAGACAGAACUGUUCUCGAGGUGCAGUGGAGGGGAGAGCUGGCCACGCUGAGGGAGACACAGAGACGCACUUACCACCAGUGGAUCGAGGGAGCCUACACGGAAAUGACGUCAUCGGGUUCAGCUAAUAGUUCUCAAUUUCUCCAGAGCAAAAGAGUGGGAGGAGGUGAGGAUGGUGAGGUGUUCUCUGAGAUGGGGAGUGAGGAGGGAGACGAGGCCACGCCCACCUCCGAAGAGAGCUUCACAAUACACCUCGGCGCUCAGUUGAAGAAUGCUCACAACCUUCGUCUCCUCUGCGGCCAUCCUCUCUCCCUCUGUCGCCAGAGGAGGGCGGGGCAGCAGGGGGGCGGGGCUCUGUCCAACCCGGAGCGGCUCCAGACCGCCAUGUCUCUCUAUUCCACUAAACUGACGUGUAUGAUUCUAAUGGUUGACGGCUGCCCGACCAAUGGUGGGGACAUCGAGCAAAAGUUCAGUGAGAUAUGUCACCAGAGCACAGACUUCCAUUUCCACGACUACUCUCAGCAGAUCUCGGCCGUCACUGACUGUCUAGCUAGAGUAUCACAGAGCCGGGUGUCUGGAGAUUUCUUCAUAACUCGCCACUCGAACCUGUCCCAGGUCCACCUGGUUCUCCAUCUCUCCACUGACAGAGAGGCCGUCAGAGACCCAGGUCUGCGGGCAAGGCACCCAGUGAUGAUGGGGUUAAAAAACUGUCUCCACGUUGCCGCUAGAAACGACGUCCAUCACAUCACUGUUCCUCUUCUCCUAGUGCACAGCAUGGAGCCGGUCAGUCAACUGGACAGUAUCCUAAAACUGGACGACCCAAUUUCGUUUCCUUUUCCACAGGAAAUGACCAUUCAGUGGUGUCUAAGGAGAGCUGAACUGGUCUUCAAGUGUGUUAAAGGGUUUCUGUUGGAGAAUCCUCUCUGGGGGAACGGCGAUUCGAGGACCAUUCAGUUUCUGAUUCCGCAGGUCUGCCCCUAUUGA